This is a messenger RNA of Petromyzon marinus (sea lamprey), 6399 nucleotides long. RefSeq names its product polypeptide N-acetylgalactosaminyltransferase 7 (gene GALNT7). The record is from RefSeq and is a predicted model, not a curated record. Gene Ontology annotation, molecular function: polypeptide N-acetylgalactosaminyltransferase activity. Lineage: Eukaryota; Metazoa; Chordata; Hyperoartia; Petromyzontiformes; Petromyzontidae. Gene Ontology annotation, biological process: protein O-linked glycosylation. Gene Ontology annotation, cellular component: Golgi apparatus.
GGGGGGGGGUCCAUAUUUAGCAUCGCGCCUCCCCGGGCGUUUAAAAGCGCCGGUCGCCCUUCCGUGGACCGCUCCAUGUGCGUGUCUCGGCGGCAGCGGCGGCAGCGCGCACACUUUUGCCCGCUCAUCUCUCCCCCCCCCCACCACCGCCACCACCACCACCACCUUUUAUUUUGUUUUGACGUCUAAUAAAAUAACGCCGUUUCCAUCAUUUGCCUCUGAAACUUUAAGAAGGGGGGGGGGGGUUGGUGGGGGGGUGGACGGAAUAACGAGUGAAUUAAAAUGCGACUUAAAGUGGGAGUCGUUCUGCGCAGUGUCAUCACGGGGUUCACGCUCUUCGUUUUGCUCGUGUUGUGGUCUUCCCUCACGGGGCAGAGGGACAGCCCGCCCCGGCAAGACGCACGAGAACAGCAGCAGCAACAGCAGCAGAGGGAGCUGAACGAGCUUCCGAAGCCGCCUCAGGAGGAUCGAUUCCGACCUGUGAUUCCCUGGCCGCACGUGGACGGGCUGGAGGUAAAUCUCGAGAACAUCCGUCGCCAGAAGCACAAGCGGGAACAGCCCGGCGAGGAUGGAGCGCCAGGCCCCAAGCCGGAUGGCGACGGUCUCGGCGGCGGAGACAAAGAACCCCUCGAUCGCUUCCAUCCGAGAGGCGACGCGGCCGAACACAAGCGGGCCGUCAACAAGCAGUACCUAACGUUCAAGCCAAACAAGGUGAAGUACCCGGCGCCCGUGCUGAAGCCGGGCGUCCUGGGCAACUUCGAGCUGCCGAACGGCGAGGCCCCCGGCGUGCCCGGCGGCCCCGGCGAGGAGGGGAAGCCGGUGGUGCUGUCGCCGGAGAAGAAGGAGCUGGUGCCAGCCAGCAUUAAAGAGUUCGGCUUCAACAUGGUGGCAAGCGACGAGGUGUCACUCGACCGCUCCAUCAACGAACUCCGUCACGAAGAGUGCAAGUUCUGGCACUACGACGAGAAUCUGCCGACGGCCAGCGUGAUCAUCGUGUUCCACAACGAGGGCUGGUCGACACUCAUGCGCACGGUGCACAGCGUCAUCAAGCGCACGCCCGCACGCUACCUCGCUGAGAUCGUGCUCAUCGACGACCACAGCACCAAAGCACACCUGCUGGACCACCUUGAUGAGUACAUAAAGAGGUGGAACGGCCUCGUGAAGGUCUACCGCAACGAGCGGCGCGAAGGCCUCAUCCAAGCUCGCAGCACGGGUGCAAAGAAGGCCACGCUGGGCCAGGUGCUGAUUUACCUGGACGCGCACUGCGAGGUUUGCAUCAAUUGGUACGCGCCUCUGGUCGCCCCCAUUGCUCAGGACAGGACGGUCUCCACGGUCCCGCUCAUCGACGCGAUCGACGGCAACGACUACGUGCUGCGGCCUCAGGGCGGCGGGGACGAGGACGGCUUCGCACGCGGCGCCUGGGACUGGAGCAUGCUGUGGAAGCGAGUGCCGCUGAGCCAGCGCGAGAAGGACAAGCGCAAGACUCGCACCGAGCCCUAUGGGUCUCCGGCGAUGGCUGGCGGGCUGUUCGCCAUCGAUCGAGACUUCUUUUUCGAGCUGGGACUCUACGACCCAGGCCUGCAAAUCUGGGGCGGUGAGAACUUUGAGAUCUCUUACAAGAUUUGGCAAUGUGGAGGAAAGCUGCUCUUUGUGCCGUGCUCACGUGCGGGACACAUUUACCGCUUGCAUGGCUGGGCUGGGAACCCCCCUCCGCCCGGCUUGGGCUCCUCUCUCACUCUCAAGAACUACGUGCGCGUCGUCGAGGUGUGGUGGGACGAGUACCGGGACUACUUUUACGCGAGCCGGCCCGAGACGCAGGGCAUCGCGUACGGCGACGUCACGGAGCUCAAAAAGUUCCGCGAGGACCACAACUGCAAGAGCUUCCGCUGGUUCAUGGAGAACAUCGCCUACGACAUCCCCGAGUUCUACCCGCUCCCGCCGCGCAACGUCGAUUGGGGGGAGAUACGCGCAUUGGGUUCCAGCUAUUGCAUCGACAGCAUGGGGCACACCAACGGAGGAGUGGUGGAACUUGGACCCUGCCACCGCAUGGGAGGAAACCAGCUGUUCCGAAUUAACGAAGCCAAGCAACUGAUGCAGUACGACCAGUGCCUGACGCAGCAACGCGACGGCAACAAGAUCACGAUCAUGCACUGCGGCAUGAAGCAGUUCGAGGAGUGGACGUACGACAAGGAGAAGCACGUGUUCGUGUACGCGCCGAAGGGAUGGUGCCUCGAUCGCUCGGAGCUGCUGCACCAGGUGUUCGUGGCGACGUGCGAGGAAGGCAAAACCUCGCAGCAGUGGGAGAUGAACAACAUCGUCGGCCUCUAACCUGUGACCUGUGUGACCCCGGAACCACGUGACCUGCACAUCGACGUCUCUAAAGCACACGUGCCUAGGCAUGUAACGAUUCACCGCCCCCAGUGAUGUGAUCGAUUCUCUCGAUUUCGGGGUCAUGAUUGCAAUCGAAAUUCGAUGGGGUUUUUGUUUAAUGUCUCGUUUUUUAUCACCUUGUUUGUAUUGUUUGUUUGUGUGUUUUUCCCCUCUCUCCUAUGUUGAGUUCCGUUUGCUCCACUCACCCUAAAUGUAAUACAUUUGUGCCAUUUUGUGAACGACCCAUACAUUGUAAAUAAUCGAUUCUCACGCGCACACUUGGAUACGUGUUUCAUGGCCGUUAAUUUCGAUCUGAAUCGUUACACGCCUCUUUCAGCCACGUUUACAUAUAUGUACGUGUGUGUGUGUGGUCUGUGUAGGGGCCGAUGUAUGAAUCUUUGUCUUUGUCAUGUUUGUAUAUCUAUCAGCGUGUGUAUAUAGUAUAUAUACUGUACGUGCGUAUACGAGUUCAGUACUGUCGUGGUUUAUGCACUGCACUUCGAACCUGGCUACCCGAGUUCAAUUCCUGCUCAUGACCAAUAAGUGUUCAAUAUUUUGAACCAGUGCUGUGAGCCUCCCCUAGGUCAACUUGCAACUUGGCCUUAAAUGAGUACUUGGUCUAGUGUGUGAACAUCGGCACUGGGAAGACAAAGACAGCCGGGCGUGGUGUUGCCUACCCACCUCCUCAUGUGCCAUGCUUGCCUUGAUAGGCACUAGUCACAACAGUAUGUUACGGCUAUGCGGGGGGGGGGGGGGGUCUUUGUGUGUGUGUAUAUAUAGCAUAUGUACAUAUAUGUGUCUAUAUACCCAUACAUGUGUGUGUGUGUGUGAUACUGGUUUCGUGUACAUUUUGUGCACGCGUGUACAUAUAUACAGUAUAUGUAUUAUCCUUAUGGAAAAUAAUAUUGAAACAAGUCUUGAAAAGAUAUAAGACGUAUAUAUGUAUUUUUUAUAAAUAUUUACGUUGUAUCAAUGGCUCAGCCUUCUCAUUUUGGAACCAAAUUUGUUGCAAUGCUCCCGAGUUGGUAGGUGCUGCAUUGGGGCACGAGAGAACAAAUUAUUUCAAUUCUGAAGUUACACAGAAUACUCGUGGACCGGCUACAUACGUUUAAAUAAACUUGCAGCAUCUCGGUUGCUUUAUUUAUUACAAUACCAACAACAAUAAUGGACCGCAGCAAAACAAAAGUUUACGUUUCGACACGUAAUGCAAUAUUUUGUGAAUUUUCAACACUUUCGUCAAUAGUUGCCUGAGAGAGGGGGGAGAGAAAAUAUAUAAAUACUCGACUUUCCGGGCAAAUUGCCAUGAAUUUCCCUACGAUGAUGUUAGGCCAUUGCCCGAAACGUCGACCUAUUGUGUAUUUGUUUUCCCCUUUUCUAGCGCAAUGUUAUUGAUGAGUGCGUCGCUUUUUAUUUAAUUUAUGCUGGGCACAACUACCAACGCAGUGUCACCCAAGUUUUUGUUAUUUUUGUGAAUUGGAAAUGUGUAAAUUCAAAACAAUUUUCAAAUGUGAUAGAUUUUUUUUUACAUGAUAGAUUUUUUUUAUAUGAUAGAUUUUUUUUUUUUUACACUUGAGUUGUUAACUCGAGUUUAGUGUUAGGGUCGCCCAGCCUAUCGUGCAGGGCACUGUGUAAGAUAGCAGAAGCCACGAGCAUCUGUCGGUAGCCCUGGAUUGCUCAAUUAAAACGCAGGCAGGGCUUGUAAUGCCGCGUCUGUGUCGCGUUGCGGAAAGUAGCUUCUGUAGCGAUCGGCCACCUUUGUGCUCUUCAUACUUUCAAAGCCCCCCCCCCCCCCCCCGAGUCUUUGUGCGUACACAUAAUCACGGCCGUUGGUAACCCAUGUGUACAGGGCGGUCCAGGUGUCUUGUGAUCCCCAUUUAAUUCUCUAAAACUUAAUAUGCUUGCACACCGUUGGGUGUGAAAAGGGAAAUGAAUAAGCAAAGGGAAGAAAAAAAUGUUAGGGGCCAAUUAGAGGUCACAUGACAUCUGGACCCCAAUGUACAUGUCCAGCCUUUAGUCGAUCCCACUGCUGGAUGGGGUCUUCCCACACCGGGUAGGUCGUGGGAAGUAUUUGACCGCAGUGGGAGUAUAGAAGCACAGUAGAAAAACGGAUUUUAGUGGCAUGAAUAUCUUGACCUUAUUUUGACAUUGUUAUUUUUGUACCAUCAGAUUUUGGGGGCCCUGACUUGAAGAAGUCACUUUAUUUUUUUUAAAGGAGAUGUAUUUUUCUUUAUAGUUUUUUAUUUUGUCAAAUAAUCGCUGUGCAUGAUACAUUCCUUUUGCAGUACGGGUCGCCAAGAAUACCGUUGGGUAUGCGCCCGGCGUUUCCUUGAAAUCUCUCCAUCUUUCGUGUACGCUGCAGUGAUGCUGAUAUUUUUUUUGCAACGCAGCCUUGUUGAGGUUCCGUUGAGGCCGUGCGGCCCUCCGUUGUCGGGAGCGGUGCGUGGCUAUCGAGUGUGCAGGUGGUGCAACUGCACCGUAGGGUGGGGGGGUACGUGGGCCGGGGAGGUUACGAAGAGAAGUGGAGGGGGUGGGUCAUUGGACAGGGGACGCCCAUUUAAUUUGCACCUUCUGAUAAGCACGGUUGGCUACGUACGGUGCGAAAGAAAUUCAACAUGCAUUCAUUCCUUGCAGCAGGGCCCGUGCCAACCGCGCUAUGCCACUGCGUUGUGUCAAUUCGUCGUUCCACGCAGACAUUGUUGUCUCCUUGCGCAGCAGGAUCUUUUAGGAAAGGCGUCGCUGUUCGGAAACGUUCCCAGGUUUAACUUAAGAAAUUCAACACAUACGUCGAUAAAACGUAAAAUGAAAAAUAUAUCAGAAGCAAUGUUUUGACCAGAGGCCCUUCACAGGACACACAUGACGUAUGUGCAUAUAUGAUGAUGUGUGUGUGAUUUGGAGAAGGAUCCAUGCCGACAACGUUGCCUAGUGUUUAUCUUUUCCAUAUAAGGAAUUGUUAUUGGGUGUGACACGCAGUCGGCUUUUACGACCACUAUCCAUAAUAAAGCGGGGGUCUUUUCGGGUUAGAUCGCGUAAAUGUUGGCGAACGUUUGGAGGUUUUUUUUUUGUCAACUGUGCUUGGGAACCACUGCAAAUGCAGCAGAAGCACCAAAAUACAUGGUUUAAGUUUACAUAAAGUAGCUGCUGUGACACACGAAAUAUAUUAAUUCAAGCUCAAGGCAUCGCACCAUUUCUAAUCUUCACGACUCCUCUCUCCCUCUACUUCCUACCUUCUCCUUAUCCAGUCCCAUACCACUUUUUAAAUCGCCUAAUUAUUUUGUUUUACCUAAGGGUCUCCAAACGUAUUUGUACGACUAUACAAAUCGAUGCCAGCGACCCUUACCAUCGAACAACCGCCAGUCACGGCUUGUCCACCCGACCUCUCCCUUCCCACGUCCUGUGUCAUCAUCUCCCGUCUCUGUCUCUCCCUCUGAACGUUAGGAUCCGCUCGGUGGGUCCUGGUCCGUGGACGAUUGUACGCCUUAACCCUCUCACGAUUUUUCGCCUGAACUCUCGCACGAUUGUGCACGCACCGCACUCUGUCACGGGCUGGACUGCGUUGACCUGCGCCUUGAGUAACAACUCGCAUAAGCAUGGCUGUCAACCCCUUAUCGGUGCCCUACGUUAUUACAGACAAAUUCAGACCUUAUUGGUGACCCCGUGCCCCUUAUAAAUCUCAACGUUCAUCCGACGAAGUCCCAUCACAGGGGGAGAAACGAGCAAAUAUACAAAACAAAAUGUUUGCCCGUAUCUGAACGGCCGUACGCCGUAAUGGACCUAAAAACUAAAUGUCCCUGUACAAGAAUACGUGGUAAAAUCGUACGGGUUGAAAGGCUACGGUAAAGGGUGUUGCUGUUGGUUGGUUUCAACUUUUUGGCUGUGCUGGCACACCGCUCCACGUCUCCCCCUACCGGGGACAUGGCUGCUACUGCGUGGGGCGGAGUGGUUGUGGAGGAGCGGCUCGCUCCCACCGGCGGCGGCGUCGUCGUUGGCGCGGCGAAUCGCGCGGUGCAUUCGGCGGCCGGUGGUGGUGGU